AUGACGGACCCAGACCUCAACAAUAAGCUCGAUAGACUACUCACUCUAUUGGAAGCUCAGCUAGAGCUUACUAGGCAGGGUCAUCGAGAGGAACGACUACAACGAGCUCAGCUGGGUAGGGAGGAGACAAUGGACCUCUCUCACUCGGAAGACCAAGCAGGAGGAGGAGAUGAGUCUAUGAUAGGAGACCCACAUACUCCUACUCCAGCUCCACGACCAAGACGAUCAGUCUCAUUCAACUUGGAUGAGCAGGAGGACGUCAACUAUGAGAAGUAUGCUUCACCUACUGGGCCAAGAUAUGUCAAGACUAAGAUCUUCAUUCUAGAAGCCAAAGCAUGGUUUAAGUUCAACCAGGUGUAUGAGCAGACUAGGAUGAUCAACCACAUGGGUGCUCAACUGGAAGGGACAGCAAGAGAGUGGUGGACCUCCAAGCUCUGUAUUGAUAGAGCUAGAGAAGGAAGGUUGUUCAAUGAUUGGCACUACUUCACAGAGCGACUGUCAGAACAGUUCAACCCAUGCAAUGCUAGGAUGGAGGCAUACAACAAGCUGUUGGCUCUCAGACUCACAAGUGAUGCUCCUGGUGCCACCACACAUCAUGUAGAGCGGUUCAGAGACUUGGAGGGACAGGUCAACCUAGAUGACAACGAGCUAGUGAUUGAUCUCUUCAGAGGAAGUCUCACUCACAGCAUACAGGAGAAGUUCGAGAGGAAUCCACCUGGGAAGAGAUGGGAGUGGUACCAAGAGGUUGAGGAGAUCGAUCAACAGAGGAUGCUACUACAGCAUGGAGGCAAAGCAGUACUGGAGCUCUCUGGAAUGGUUCAAGACCAUCCUGCUCGGAUACUAGCUGAUACCGGUGCUGGUUUGUCCAUAGUCUCAGAUUCUUUCAUUAGUAAGUACCAAAUACCCACAAAACCCAUAAAAACAAGAUCGAUCCAUGGUGUCACCGGGCACCAACUCUCCAUCAAUAGUUCUGUGAGCAUGCAGGUAUCUAUUGGAACACACAAUCUGGGUGUGGUCGAAGCUUCAGUGGCCGACACUGCUGACUAUGACCUCAUCCUGGGGUUCACUGAGCUACGGAGGCUCAAACCCACCAUACAAUGGGAUACGGGCCAGCUGGAGUUCAAGACUCAGGAGCAGGACCGACCCCCAAGGAGACCCCCUGAAGCAGCAAGAGCAGGGGACCUAACCAUGAGGAGACCAACCCUUCAUGGUAACGAGUUUGUCUCAGCAGAGCGCAUACUACAAGCAGCUCUAGAAGAUGGACCCAUAGGGUUCAUGCUGUUGGAGGAGCCACCAUCAUCACUCCCGGCCUUUGGUUUUGUACCUACAGGCGCAGACAAAGGAGUCGAGAUGGAGGUGGAGAUAGACAAGGUGGUGACAGCUGCAGACAUACCAAAGCCAUACCAACACCUGCAAGAUGUGUUUGAUGAGGUGGAAGCAGACAAGCUGCCCCAUCAUACCGAGCAUGAUCUCCACCUCGAGUUGAUAGAAGGAGGUAAGCCACCUCAAGGGCCCCUAUACCUUAAGGGACCCAAGGAGAUGUCCGAGUUGAGGAGGUACUUGGAUGAGAACCUCGAGAAGGGGUUCAUAAGACCAUCGAAGAGCCCGGCACGAUCACCAGUGCUCUUCGUACCAAAGAAGGAUGGAGGUCUCAGACUCUGUGUGGACUACAGAGGUCUCAAUGAGAUCACUGUCAAGAACAGGGCACCAUUGCCCCUCAUCGAGGAGCAGCUGUUCUUACUCAGGAAGGCAAGGAUCUAUACCAAGCUAGACCUUAGAGCAGCAUACAACCUCAUCCGGAUUGCUAAAGGGGAUGAAUGGAAGACAGCUUUUUGCACCAAGUUGGGACUCUAUGAGUACCUAGUGAUGCCCUUUGGCCUAGCCAAUGCUCCAGCUCACUUCCAGUCAUUCAUCAAUGACAUCUUCCGAGACAUCAUUGGAGUAUAUGUAGUGGUAUACUUAGAUGACUUCCUGAUCUUCAGUGACACUGAGGAGGUACAUGUGAAGCAUGUCACCGAGGUCCUCACUCGCUUAAGGAGCAACAGGCUCUUUGCUAAGCUGUCGAAGUGUGAGUUCCACACCAAGACAGUCGAGUUCCUGGGGUACAUCAUCAAGCCGACGGGCAUAGAGAUGGACCCAGAAAAGGUGCGCACUGUCAAGGAGUGGCCAAUGCCAGAGUCAAUCCAUGACAUCCAAAGGUUCCUGGGUUUUGCCAACUUCUAUCGAAGGUUCAUAGCCCACUUUGCUCACAUAGCCAAGCCCUUGACAUCACUGGUAAAGCCUAUAGAACAGUUCAAGAAGUUCGAGCUACCAGAAGAGGCCCAACAGGCCUUCCACAAGCUCAUCCAGGCAUUCACAUCAGCAGGAGUGCUUCAGCACUUCGACUACCACCUUCCAACAAGGAAGAUGUCUUCUGCCAAGAAGAACUAUGAAAUCCAUGACAAGGAGCUCCUAGCUGUGGUCGCCUGCCUUACUCAGUGGCGACACAUGCUAGCUGGACUACCAAGUCAACUGGUCAUCCUCACUGACCAUGAAGCCCUCAAGUACUUCAAGUCACAGAGAUGCAUCACAGGUCGACAGGCUCGAUGGGCCAUACUACUAGCAGACUUCGACUUCAUAUUGCAGUAUCGACCAGGAGACAAAGGUGGUGAACCCGAUGCUCUCACCAGAAGGACUGACAUGCAACCAGCUGGUGAAGAGCAGGAUCACAAUGUGAGGCAACUACUGCCUCCUCAAGUGUUCAAGGAGACAGCAGACCAUGACUUGCUCCUAGUGGCCCCCAUGAUCUCGAUGGAGUCCAUAGCAUCAAAAGGUCUCAGAGACCUGGUCAAGAUCUUCCAGCCCUUAGACCAAGAGCUACAGGAGAUACAUAGGAAGAAGCCCUUCGAGGUCAGGGAUGACCUAUGGUACAGUGGAGGAAGUGCCAAAGAGGUAGAUGGACAGUCUCUCUCUGUAGAGCAUCUGCGAUUCAUGGUGAUGACCCAAUGCCAUGAUGCUUGGAUUGCAGACUAUGUAGCAAGUUGUCCUGUAUGUGCUAGGUACAAAGCUCCUUGUCAUCGUCCAUAUGGUUUGCUACAGCCACUAGCAACAUCAGACAGGCCCUGGGGCUCCAUAUCCCUCGACUUCAUCGAAGGACUACCACCAUCGAAGAAGUAUGACUCCAAGACCUAUGACUCUAUCUUAGUCAUUGUCGACAGGUUAACCAAGUUUGCCAUACUAGCUCCAACCCAUAAGACAGUCACGGCCAAACAGACUGCAGUAUUGCUAUAUGGACACAUGGUUAGACUCUUUGGAUAUCCAGAUCACAUGGUAUUGGACCGAGGCAGGCAGUUCAUAUCAGGAGCAUGGAAGGCAUUUGCAGAGCAAAUGGGUGUGAAGCACUCACUUAGCACGGCUUACCAUCCUCAAACCAAUGGUCAGACAGAGAGGGUCAAUCAGGUCAUAGAGCAAUACCUCAGGAUGUACUGCAACUAUGAGCAGGAUGACUGGGUCAACCUGCUGGACACUGCAGCCUUUGUGUACAACAACACGGUCCACAACAGCAUUGGUGUCUCACCAUUCUUUGCAUGCUAUGGAUGGAACCCCAAAGCUCAUCCUGACAUCCCUCGACGACUAGGAGUCAAUGAUCCAGGUCACUUCGAGUACCUCAUGGAUGGAAAGGAGCAUUGCAAGUACCUCCAGGAGCAGAUCAGAGAGGCACAACGGAGAUCAGUAGACCAGUAUAACAGGAAGCACAAGGACAUCGAGUUUAAGGUGGGUGAUAUGGUCUAUAUCAACCGUCGAAACUGGAAGACACGGAGACCCACACCCAAGUUAGAUACCUGGUUUGCAGGACCCUACCCAGUUCAGGAACGGGUAGGAUGCCGAGCUUAUCGAAUCACAUUGCCAGCAAACCUUAGGGUGCAUGAUGUGUUCCAUGUCUCCAUGCUCGAGCCAGCAAGAACAAGUUCUCUUCCUCAACGUGCUGAACAACCCACCAUACCAUCACUUCCAGAUGAGGACCUCGACUUCGAAGUCGAAGCACUCAUCGACAAGCGUUCACACAAUGGGACUACAGAGUACAAGGUGUUGUGGAGAGGGUACUCAGAGGAAGCUGCUUCAUGGGAACCAGUAGAGAACCUCAACUGUCCCGACCUCAUCCAGGAGUAUGAGGUGUCGGAGGGGGGACAAGUGAGUAGACAAAGUAGAGAAAGGAGGAGAGAACAGGAGGAGUAG
Molecule: messenger RNA, 4215 nt
Organism: Ustilago hordei
Lineage: Eukaryota; Fungi; Basidiomycota; Ustilaginomycetes; Ustilaginales; Ustilaginaceae
Exons: 6
Coding region: 1-4215 (1404 amino acids)
Biological process (GO): DNA integration
Molecular function (GO): nucleic acid binding
Source: RefSeq, a predicted model, not a curated record